This is a messenger RNA of Mesorhabditis spiculigera, 249 nucleotides long. Lineage: Eukaryota; Metazoa; Nematoda; Chromadorea; Rhabditida; Rhabditidae. The record is from the annotation of a GenBank genome assembly.
AUGUGGCCCGUCUUCUACGCGUUAGGCCAAAGAUUCUCGAACUGGCUUGUCUUCCCGAUCGCCACGAUCAUCGGCACCGUCGGAUAUUAUGCAGAGAAAAAGCUGAGGCCACGCCCACCACCAAUACCGUAUCUUGAGGAAUCAGUAAUUGAGGCUCGCCAAAGACGAUUACUGACAGCAACUGGAGAUGAGGAUCUGGCAACACAACGAGCACGAACCCUUCACAUUUCCGAGCCGGCGCGCGAGAAA